ACUUUAGACUUAAAAACAUUGUUGUAUCAGAUAUCAGUGUAUAUGAGCGAGUGAUUUUCAAAAUGUGGGAUAUGAAAAAGCAUUGCAUAUUACAUCUGUACUAUGUAAAUUCUGAGCCUUGUUAGUAGAGAGACACGAAAUUCCAUAUUUCAUAUUCCAUAAUAUAUAUUAAACCGUGUUCUGUACAGUCGAUAUUUUAUGUCCAUAAGUUCAAGUCAGAAUCUGGAAAUUUGUGGAUGAUGUGAUUGUAUAUUUUUUAUGUUGGUGAGAAAUUAAUGAAAUUAGUGAGAAACAUUUACAUUAUAAAAUAUACAUGAAUUACAACUAAUAAUAUUUCUAAUGAAUAAAAGAAUUUACUCUUAACAGUGUUAAGUAACAAGAUUUUUGAAAAAUAUUUUUUCAAAUACAUUAGAAAAUAUGGCACACUAUAAAGGAGCAGCCAGCGAAGCUGGCCGAGCAAUGCAAUUGAUGAAAAAAAGAGAAAUUGCUCAACAAGAAAUAGAAUUAAGGAAAAAGAAAAUAGAAGAUGACCUAAAGAUUCAUAACAUAGAAAAUAAAUUUGCAACUCAUUACAAUGCAGUUGAACAACAGUUGAAAACCUCUACUAUUGGUUUAGUCACCUUAAAUGAAAUGAAAGCAAAACAAGAGAAUAUUGUAAAGGAACGUGAAAGAAAAUUAGCACAAAAGGAACGUGAAAAGGAACAAGAAAAAGAAAGAGCCCUAGCUGCAAAGCAAGCUGAAAAAAAUAAGCAGAAGAAACAAAUACAAGCUUUGUCGUUUAAUUUAGAUGAAGAUGAAGUAGAACUUUCUGAAGAGGAGGUAGAAUCAAAAGCAGAAACUUUAAAAGAUAAUGAUAUUGGACCAGUAAUAAAAAAAAUAAAGAAAAAUCCAGAUGUAGAUACAAGUUUUCUACCUGAUAGAGAAAGAGAAGAAGAAGAGAACAGAUUAAGGGAAGAAUUAAGACAAGAGUGGGCUAGAAAACAAAAUGCAUUAAAAGAAGAAGAGAUUGAAAUUACUUUCAGUUAUUGGGAUGGUUCUGGACACAGAAGAAGUGUUAUUAUGAAAAAAGGUAAUUCCAUUUAUCAACUUCUUCAGAGAUGUUUAGAAGUUUUAAGACGUGAAUUCAGUGAACUUAAAACAGUCAUGGCUGAUCAAUUAAUGUAUGUCAAAGAAGAUCUUAUUUUGCCACAUCAUUAUACAUUUUAUGAUUUUAUUGUAACAAAGGCAAGAGGAAAGAGUGGGCCUCUUUUUACAUUUGAUGUUCAUGAUGAUAUCCGUGUUAUGCAUGAUGCUUCUGUUGAAACAGAAGAAUCUCAUGCUGGAAAAGUAUUACUUAGAUCUUGGUAUGAAAGAAAUAAACAUAUAUUUCCUGCCAGUCGAUGGGAACCUUUUGACCCAACAAAAAGUUAUGAUAAAUACACAAUAUCAGAUAAAAAUAGGAAAAAAGAUAAAAUUUAAUGAAAGAUAGCUUGUAUAGGAAAUAAUUGUACAAAAGAAUUAAUACAUAUUGUGUUCAGUAAAGAAAAAUUGUUAUUUUAGGAGAACUUUUUGUUUUGUUAAAAGUAUUACAUAAUCAAUAAAUAUUAAUACCUGUAUUUUAACUAUA
Bombus huntii is the source of this 1606-nucleotide messenger RNA. Its product is annotated as protein FAM50 homolog. The transcript is spliced from 5 exons. Gene Ontology annotation, cellular component: nucleus. The coding region runs from base 418 to 1458 and encodes 346 amino acids. Lineage: Eukaryota; Metazoa; Arthropoda; Insecta; Hymenoptera; Apidae. Gene Ontology annotation, biological process: chromatin organization. The record is from RefSeq and is a predicted model, not a curated record.